Messenger RNA from Aphidius gifuensis, 2268 nucleotides. RefSeq names its product mitochondrial potassium channel ATP-binding subunit. Gene Ontology annotation, biological process: transmembrane transport. Gene Ontology annotation, molecular function: ATP binding; ATP hydrolysis activity; ABC-type oligopeptide transporter activity. Gene Ontology annotation, cellular component: membrane. The transcript has 5 exons. The record is from RefSeq and is a predicted model, not a curated record. The coding region runs from base 76 to 2166 and encodes 696 amino acids. NCBI's taxonomy places the organism in Eukaryota, Metazoa, Arthropoda, Insecta, Hymenoptera, Braconidae.
UUAGGUUACAAAACAUGACCUUUUGCAAACAAGUAUAUAAAUAAAUAUAAAUCAAUUAUUUAUUUAAUAAAAAAAAUGACAUUAUUAAGGGUAUUUGCAUCUUCAAGAAAUUUAUUUAGAAAUAAUGGCACAACAAGAGAUAUACCUUGGCGGCAUAUUAUAAAAAAAAAGGAUAAUUUAUUACAAAAAAUAAAACAAGAAUUAAUAAUAAAUAAAAAUAAAUUAAUUGAAAAUAAACCAAUUAAACUAAAUAAUAUAUCAAUUGGUUUUGGAAUAGCAACAAGUUUUUAUUUAAAACUUCAUUUAAAAAAAGCAAAUUGUCAAAGUUUAAAUGAUCAUGAUUUAAGUAUAAUACAUGAUCAUAAUAAAAAAUUAAAUGAUUUUCAAUGGAGAAAAUUAAUACAAUAUAUAUUGCCAAAUAUUUGUCACUUGUUAAUAGCAAUAACUAGUGCAUUUAUUGUAGCAGUAUUAAAUAUUUGGAUACCCCAAUGUGUCAGUCACAUUGUCAAUGUCAUAACAAAAGUAAGACAAGAUGGAAAAGCAAGUGAUGGUGAUUUUAUGACUAGUAUUUUUCAACAACUAGCAUUACCAGCAUUUAAAUUAGCUCGCAUGUAUGUAAUUCAAGCACUCUUUACAUUUACUUAUGUAUACACCCUGUCAUGUGUAGGAGAAAGAGUAGCAAUGAAAUUACGUCAAGAUUUAUUUAAAUCAAUAUUACAUCAAGACAUUGAAUUUUUUGAUAAAAAUCGUUCAGGUGAAAUAAUAAGUCGUUUAACAAGUGACAUACAAGAAUUUAAAAGUUCAUUUAAAACUCUAAUAUCACAAGGUUUACGUAGUUGUACACAAUUAGUUGGUUGUGUUGUAUCAAUGAUAAUAAUAUCACCACAAUUAACUGGUCUUAUGGUAUUAUGUAUGCCAACUGUUGUUUUUAUUGGUAGUAUUGUUGGUCGUAGUUUACGUAAAUUAUCAGCAGAAGCACAAGAACAAAUUGGUAAAUCAACAGCUGUUUGUGAAGAAGCAAUACAAAAUAUUCGCACAGUACGAGCUUUCGCAGCUGAAAAUAAUGAAAUUGAAAAAUAUUCAGAAGAAAUUGAAAAAUCAGCAAUGCUUUAUGAAAAAUUAGGUCUUGGUAUUGGAUUUUUUCAAGCUGGUACAAAUUUAUUCUUAAAUAGUAUACUACUAUCAACAUUAUAUUUUGGUGGGCAUUUGUUAUCAAGUGGACAAGUAUCAUUUGGUGAUCUUAUGGCAUUUUUAAUGGCAACACAAACAAUUCAACGUUCAUUAACAUCAAUGUCAUUACUUUUUGGUACUUAUAUUAAAGGUGCUAGUGCUGGUGCAAGAGUAUUUGAUUAUUUAGAAAUGAAUCCAUCACCAAUGAUGAUUUAUGGUGAGCCAGUUGUCAAUAAAUCAUUAUCAAGUAAUAUAUCAUUUGAUAAUGUUAAUUUUAGUUAUCCAACAAGACCAGAUUAUUCUGUUCUUUCAAAUUUUAAUUUAAAUAUACCAGCUGGUAAAACUGUUGCAAUUGUUGGAUCAAGUGGUAAUGGUAAAUCAACUGUUGCUGCAUUAUUAGAAAGAAUGUAUGAUGUUACUAGUGGAACAAUAAAAAUUGAUGGUGUUGAUAUUAAAACAAUAAAUUCAAGUGAUUUAAGAGGUAAACUUAUGGGUUAUAUUGAUCAAGAGCCAAUUUUAUUUUCAACGAGUAUUAUGGAAAAUAUUAGAUAUGGUUGUUUAGAUGCUACAGAUGAAGAAGUUAUUGAAGUUGCUAAAAAUGCAAAUGCCCAUGAAUUUAUAACAAAAUUCCCAGAUGGUUAUGAUACUCUAGUUGGUGAAAGAGGUGCACAAUUAUCUGGUGGUCAAAAACAACGUGUUGCUAUUGCUAGAGCAUUAUUAAAAAAACCAUCUAUUUUAAUUCUUGAUGAAGCAACAAGUGCCUUGGAUUAUGAGAGUGAAAGAAUUGUACAAACAGCACUUGAUAAUGCAACAAAAGGAAGAACAGUUCUUGUUAUUGCUCACAGAUUAAGUACCAUUAAAUCAGCUGAUAUUAUUGUUGUUUUACAACGUGGAUCAAUUGCUGAAAUGGGAACACAUGAUGAACUUAUUAAAAAACGUGGUGCAUAUUUUAAUCUAGUUAGUCGAGAAGAAAAUGACAAGAAAAACGAACAGUAGGAUUUGUGAAAGAUGACAAAAUUCAUUCACAAUAUAAACAAUGUUAAAUUGUUGAAAUUAUUUAUUUUAAAAAUAAAAUAAGUAUAUAGUAAUAAAAAUGUU